This is a messenger RNA of Lineus longissimus, 3347 nucleotides long. RefSeq lists its product as uncharacterized. The record is from RefSeq and is a predicted model, not a curated record. NCBI's taxonomy places the organism in Eukaryota, Metazoa, Nemertea, Pilidiophora, Heteronemertea, Lineidae. Bases 772 to 2898 code for a protein of 708 amino acids. The transcript is spliced from 2 exons.
CAGGCCCAUUGAUUUGGCGUUGCUAUGGACUCAUUCUACGAGUUUUGACUGACUAAAUGGAGACGAAGUGUGUUAGUAGCUGACUGACUGAUCAGGAAGGUCAGAUCACAGUAUGGUCGGUUGGACGGACAUUCAUUGGUCAGACGUAGUCGGUGGUAAUUCGUUCAACAGAGCAGACAUUUCCAUCUCGAGCGUUUCACAUGGCCAGAUAACCGUGUAACCUCGUUUUUUUCACCAAUAACUGACGCCUGACGUGUGUUGUGAGUCGAUGUCGGAGCGCAUUCUAGCAUACUGACAUUUCAAAGGGAUAUUUUAAUUUACACGACGUACACCAGUUCACCUCGGGGACACAAAUAUUACGGCCAUCAGGCUAACCAUGUUUGCAUUCACUGGGAAGGAAUCGGACUUCUCCAUAGACUAAGCGUAAGCAUUUCGUUAGGUGACCCUUCGUGACAAGGGAAUGAUUGGAAGCGUCUUGGUGAUUCUUUCGAUCAGCCUUGGAUGAAGCAAGCGAUACUUCGAAUGGAUCUUUCUUCAGAGUGACAGUUAACCAGUUUUUGGUCGACGCUGUUUUAGUAUGAUCGAACCUUCCAACAACUUGAUAAAGAAGGAUAAGCUGCCUUCACCUUAUGAGUAAGGAAGACGUACGACACCGCGUAGCAGCCCGCUAUUAUCCAGAUAGCAGUUAAGGUGGGGAAGUUGAACCUACAUUCGAGACAAGGCCGAAGUUGCGAUGCACGAAAGAAAGACAAAUAAGAGCUGUCAAGCACGAUGGAGCGAAUGUCAUCCGACGUAGAACAGGUAGACCCGCCAAUUGCUCAUGAAGCACCUGUAAACGAUGAAGAUAGGCCUCCACCCGAAAGUGACCCUCCGAGAUUUGAUUUACAGAAGAACCAACAAAUCGAUGAUGCAUCGGAAAAAAUAGAUACGGAAUCGACGAUUGACACUGCCGCUAUGGAUACGUCGGCUGAAACCGUUGCAGCUGACCAACGGCGCUAUCGUCGUCCGAGUAACGCGAGUUCCACAUACGAGGCUGGUGAUCGUGGGCCCCCAAGGAUGGUCGACAGAGAACGGCCAGUGGGGCUGAAAAAACCGCAAAUCCGGCGAAUGAGUAAUGGAAGCUUCAACCAGGACAGUGAGCGAGGUGUACUGCCUACGAAGAGGUUGCAGAAUCGGCGACGUGUGAGCCGAGGGAGCCUGGAGAAAAAGAUGAGUGAAAAGGAAAGGUUGCACAAUCUGAAUCCGGUAUCGAGGCCGGAUGGAGUGUUUCUGACCGCCCCGAGGGACCAGGAGGAUGUGUACGCAAGUAGAGACGACGAUAGUGGCUUUGCAACUGCUCGGGAAGACGGCAGUAUUGUGACGUCUAGGGACGAAAAGGGGACCAUGACUAUGGGUGACAUGAGAGGGGAUAACGAAAGCGUAUCAAUGUCGUACAAUGAGAAUAUAGGGCCAUUUGGCGAUAGUGACUAUAGCCGUGGGUUACAUAAUUUGAGAGAAAGAUUAAAGGAUUUAGAAAGCGAUGUUGAAAAAUGUAAGAAAGAUUUCUAUCAAUCUGAAAAACCAUCCACAGAGUCAUAUCUGAAAUACCUAGAUUUGUGUAACGAUAACUUCAAAUUCUGCAGUGAUGUGUUGAAGAAAAAUAACAUUCAACCACGGAAGAUAGAUUCAGAAGUUCGGAUUGUGGCGUUACUAAAUGACUUACGAAUUACCGAGGAUCCUGACGUCGAUCCAGAAAUCCUUGGGUUCAUUACAGACUUUUGGGAGAAUUUGAAACAAACUUGCGAUUGUGCUUUAGUUCUGAAUUCAAAAUUUGCUGGUAACAUUUAUAAGAAGCUAAAAAAGAGUUGCAGGAGCGCUAGUGGUUUUCAAGGCGUUGACCUCAACAUUACAAACCAGUAUACUAAGGAUAUCGUUGGGUACAUGAACAACCUAGAGACGACUAUGAGUAGUCUCGCGGCACUCACUAAGAGCUUCCAGAAUGGCUUGAAUUCAAAUCUGUUUUCGGGGACUGGCAUCUCACAAGAGGUGACAAAACGGGUAAACCAUGCUCAAUUCCCGGUGCUAAGACUUGUGCCAGAUUUAACUGAGAAACUUGAGUUUAUCUGUAAGAUUGCUCAUGAUUGGAUAGAUCGCGACGAGGCGUAUGUCGAGGAGAUAAAGACGCAUAUCUUGCGAACGCGCACGCUGCGCAGAGAGCAUGAGGAACAGAUUCGAGACACCGCUGAGCAGAAACGGAAAGUUGCCAAAUCCAUGAAGCUAGCUUAUCUCGUUUGUCAGAACAACAAGAAGAAGUUACAAAGGUUGGAGAAGGAGUUGGAGAAGAUGCAUCGGCAGGUCAGGGAGUUUACUGCUGAACGAAAAGCAAAGGACGGUGAAAGACACGCAAAAGAAAGCAUGUUGGAUUUCUUGAAAAUUAGCAUCAGCCAGACUAAGAUGAAUUACUCGCUUCAGAUGAGAAAGUCACGCCUGUUACGGCAGUUGAAGGACUUAGAAGGUACCUUGUCUGAGAUCGAGACCCAGAUGGCGAGUCUUCAAGACCUCAUAUCAGAGAAAACUCUCCUCCGCGAGGAGAUAGCAAUCCGCUUAGAAGAAAAUGGAGGCGUUUAUUUAGACAUGAAAAAGGAGCUACAGGACUUCACGGAGAAUCUUCAGCAUCUUUACCAGGGCUUGGCACAGUUACAAGAAACUAUGUCUCAACUGGAGUUCCUUCAAAACAUCAAGACAAGUCCGGAGAAGAUUGACGACUUCUACGACCGACCGAGCUCAGUUAAGUUGGCGCCAUCUCUGAAGGAAAAGAUCAGACGAAAGAGACGCAUUCAGGCGGGAACAAUUGUGGUGUCUACAGCAAGAUCGACGUUACCAAGACUCAUUUCAGAGGAGGAUAGAGACCAUGAUUGAUGCAGGCUGUCGUUGUUGAAAGAGUAUCCCGGUUUCCGGUGUAACUUAGUGGUCUCUAUACCCCCAAUGAUAUUUUUGUGUUGCCUCACAACUUGGCAUUACCAAGUCUUUUAUUUGGAAGACGCUGGCAUAACAAAGAUGGGAAACGCAGAAAACGAGACACUCUUGCUUUGUAAGAUUCUUUUACGAUUUUGGGUGAAGAACUUGAACCAGCAGAAUCGUACAAGAAUCUUGUAAGCCUAUGCAAUUGACGUGUACGAAGCUGGAAGUGGAAUCUCAUCGACAAUGUCGAGCUCGGAGCAAUUCGUACCGAUUGUGUUGAGAUUUUGUUCAGAGUGUUGUUAAACAUGUUGCUACACAUGUAGCCUAUUUUAUACCAAUUUUGUAGUUUGCCAUAAUGUCUUGUUGACAUGUCAGAAAAGAAGAAGAAAUAAAUAUACAUAUCUAGA